AUGUCUGCUACAGAUCCGGAUUUUAUGGCGGUCGUUCCACCAAAGACGUGGGUUAGACUCAACAAUCCUGCUAUACAAAACUUUAUCACUGGGCUUGUUAUUGCCUGCUCAGCUGGUAUUUACCUUGCCCUCACUGGUCUUGGCGCCGGUGGCGGCAAACCCAGCUCACAGUAUCUUGCGUCGACAUCAAACUCGAUCCUGUACGCCCUGUUUGCAGUCUCAGGAUGGGUCUCAGCUGGGUUUCUGAAUGCCUUCGGGCCUAAAAUUACAAUGGCUAUCGGUGUUCUUGGAUAUCCUUUAUAUGCUGCAGGAUUGUGGUAUUUUGAUGUUUCCGGAAAUGAGUGGUUUGCUCUUUUCGGUGCCGUCAUGAACGGUAUUGGAGCCGGCCUCUUGUUUACAGGUGCCGGGUUCGUUCAAUUCGCAUACGCCGAGGAGAAGGAGAAGGGCAUGUACAUUUUCUGGCAACACACUAUGCUCAGUGGCGGAGCCAUUGUUGGAGCCAUUGUUACAUUUGCUAUCAAUUUCCACAGGGCGAAGCCGAGUGUUCCAACCUCAGUAUAUGCAAUCUUCGUUGCAAUCAUGACUUCUGCCAGUCUUCUUGCAUUGGCAUUUAUCAUCUCGCCAAAGAAAAUCAUUCGCCAUGAUGGUACACACCUUGCGGAAUUCAAGAAAACUACUGUGAAGGAGGAGCUUGUAGGCAUGUGGCGAGCAGCAUCAACGCCCAAAGUCUUCCUCAUGCUGUUCCCAAUGUUUGUUUCUGAGUUCGCUCUUGGGAUCCAAACGAGUUUCAAUGGCAUGGCAACCUUCGGAUAUUACUUCUCUCUCCGCACUCGAGCUCUGAAUACAAUUCUAUACAACGUUCUCCAGAUCAUUCUUCCCGCCAUCCUUGCAGCGCUCCUAGAUGCACAAUGGAUCGGCAUUCGCAAAGUUCGCGGAAUUAUUGGCGUUAUCUUCACUGCUGCCACGACGAUCUCUCUCGCGACCGCCGAGCUCAUUUAUUUUAAGCAAAAGGUAGAUCGGACGAAACCCGGGCCAUCUAUGGACUGGUCGGAUCCAGGGUAUGCAAACAUCAUGAUUCUCCAUCUGCUCUGGGGUGGCUGCUUCUGCUGCUGGACUUUCAUGGUGCAGUGGAUCAUGGGUUCAAUGUCGAACAAGCCAGAGGUCCUCUCCCGAUACGCUGGACUAUUUAAAGGCACCUCAGCUCUCGGUGUUUGCGUCGCCUUUGCAAUUGACGCUAGGAAGCCACAGUAUUGGGUUGAAAUGGCUAUUCAUUUCGCUCUCUAUAUGGUCGCAAUUUUCAUCAUGUUCUACGUAGUCUGGUUUUCUAUUACAGAUACAGACUAUCUAAAGGAGGACGGGGUUAUUGUGCCUACGAAGGUGGCUGAAGAGCUCAUUGGCCCGGACGGAGUCUCUUUGGAUACAAAUAAGAGCUAUCAGACUGAGUUCGUUGAAGAGAGGAAGUAAACGUAUUUACGAGCAAAAUUAAUAAUUUUGGUGCCUCGUUUCGUAUAGUUUCAG
Messenger RNA from Pseudogymnoascus verrucosus, 1518 nucleotides. RefSeq lists its product as uncharacterized. Bases 1 to 1464 code for a protein of 487 amino acids. Lineage: Eukaryota; Fungi; Ascomycota; Leotiomycetes; Thelebolales; Thelebolaceae. The record is from RefSeq and is a predicted model, not a curated record. The transcript has 6 exons.